This is a messenger RNA of Schistosoma turkestanicum, 603 nucleotides long. Lineage: Eukaryota; Metazoa; Platyhelminthes; Trematoda; Strigeidida; Schistosomatidae. The record is from the annotation of a GenBank genome assembly.
AUGAUGAAUAUUACAAGUCGAAUACAUAAUUCUAAACAACGUAGAAAUGUUUUCAUAAUGAUUGUUCUGUUCGCUUAUAUAUCAUCAAUUAUAAUGAUUCAUAAUUACGUAAUCAACAGUUCAGUGAAAGAGGAAUUUUCGAUUAGUGACGUUUUGUUUCAAAUGAACGCUCUAAAUAUAUGUACGACGUCAGAGCAAAUGUGGCUUCGAUGUGUUGAUCAUUUGAAUAAUCUGAGUGUAUGGAAUUACAAAACAUUUUCUGUAUUCGAUUCAUCAGUUCGUGUGUUUCGCACACCGUUAAACGGUGGACUUAUGGAUAUACAAAUUCCAUUCAAAACAAAUGGUGAGAAUCGUGUGAAUGAUACAUUGAAUGAACGUUAUAAUUUGUUGAAUAGUAAAGAUGCAAUUCAAAAGUCUUCUGGCCAGUCAAACGUGGAAACGGAAACCAGAACAGUGCAUGUUCCGAAGUAUUUCAACGUGAAAGAAGCACUUGAUGCGAUUAAAGUUGGGUUGCCUGACGAUGCAGUAAGUUGUUUAAGUGCCUCUAAAUCACUUAUUGUUAUAAUAAAUAAUAGUGCAACAUUAUGUAUAUAUUAUGCAUGA